CUUCUAGACUUGCCAGAAGCAACAGAGGACUAAAGAUGAAGAUCUUUUUCUUAUUCACCUUUUCCACUUUCUUGUUGUCUGCUUUUGAACAAGCAGCUGCUUCUGCUCACUAUGACAAGAUUUUAACUCAUAGUCGAAUAAGGGCACGCGACCAAGGCCCAAAUGUCUGUGCCCUUCAGCAAGUUAUGGGAACAAAAAAGAAAUACUUUAGCACCUGCAGAAACUGGUACCAGGGAGCUAUCUGUGGAAAGAAAGCAACUGUCUUAUAUGAGUGCUGUCCUGGCUAUAUGAAGAUGGAUGGUAUGAGAGGGUGUCCUGCAGUGGCUCCUAUUGAUCAUGUAUAUGGUACACUUGGUAUUGUGGGAGCUACCUCCACACAGCAUUACUCUGACAUAUCAAGGCUGAGAGAAGAGAUUGAGGGACGAGGAUCAUUCACUUUCUUUGCACCAAGCAAUGAAGCCUGGGAGCAAUUAGAUUCAGAAAUUCACAGGAAUUUGGUUGACAAUGUAAAUAUUGAACUUUAUAACGCUCUCCACCACCACAUGGUAAACAAGCGCAUGUUGACAAAAGAUCUUAAGAAUGGUAUGACUCUGGUGUCUAUGUAUAAUGACCAGAAAUUGCUUAUUAACCAUUAUCCUAAUGGGGUCGUUACUGUUAACUGUGCCAGGAUCAUCCAUGGCAACCAGGUUGCUACCAAUGGUGUUGUUCAUGUCAUUGAUCGUGUCCUGACUGCUGUUGGAAAUACCAUUCAAGAUUUCAUUGAAGUUGAGGAUGAUCUUUCAUCUCUUAGAGCUGCUGCCAUCACAUCAGAUGUCUUGGAUGUUCUUGGAAAGCCUGGUCAUUACACACUGUUUGCUCCUACUAAUGAAGCUUUUGAGAGACUUCCAAGGGGAGUCUUAGAAAGGAUCAUGGGUGACAAGGUGGCUUCUGAAGCUCUUGUGAAGUUCCAUAUUUUAAAUACUCUCCAGUGCUCUGAAGCCAUCACAGGUGGAGCUGUCUAUGAAACCUUGGAAGGAAACACAGUUGAAGUUGGUUGUGAUGGUGAAAGUCUGACUGUGAAUGGAGUGAAGAUGGUCAAACGCAAAGACAUAGUGACAAGCAAUGGCGUUAUCCACCUCAUUGAUGAAGUGUUAAUUCCUGAUUCUGCCAAGCAAGUUAUUGAGCUUGGGGGUGCCCAGCAGACUACUUUUACAGACCUGGUGGCACAGCUGGGACUGGCAUCUUCUCUAAGACCAGAAGGACAAUACACUCUCCUGGCACCUCUGAAUGGUGCCUUCUCAGAUGACACCUUAAGGAUGGAUCAACGCCUUCUUAAAACGAUCUUGCAAAAUCACAUCAUAAAAGUGAAAGUUGGGCUCAAUGAACUGUACAAUGGACAAGAGCUGGAGACAAUUGGAGGAAAGCUGCUUAGAGUCUUUGUGUAUCGCACAGCUGUAUGUGUUGAAAAUUCAUGCAUGGUGAGAGGAAGUAAAGAAGGAAGGAAUGGUUUUAUUCACAUCUUCAGGCAGAUCAUCAAUCCAGCAGAAAAGACUUUGCAUGAAAUGCUGAGAAAUGAUAAGCGUUUUAGUGUUUUCCUCAGUCUCGUGAAAGCUGCAGAUUUAGAUGAUGUUCUGUCACGUCCUGGAGAGUGGACUCUGUUUGUUCCAACUAAUGAUGCCUUUAAAGGCUUGACUGAUGACGAUAAGGAUAUAUUGAUAAGAGACAAAAAUGCCCUCAGGAAUAUCCUUCUUUACCACUUGACACAAGGAGUUUUCAUUGGGAGUGGCUUUGAGCCUGGUGUGACAAAUAUUCUUAAAACAAUCCAAGGAGGGAAACUCUACUUGAAAACAGUAAAUGAUACUCUUCUGGUUAAUGAACUGAAAUCAAGAGAAUCUGAUCUCAUGGCCACAAAUGGUGUCAUUCAUGUUAUUGAUAAACUCCUCUAUCCAGCAGAUUUGCCUGUUGGAAAUGAUCAGUUGCUCACAAUCCUGAAGAAGUUGAUUAAGUACAUUCAAAUUAAGUUUGUUCGUGACAGUACCUUCAAAGAGAUCCCGCUGACGUUUUACAAAAUUAACAUAAUUGAAAGCAACGUCAAGCCCAUCAUCAGAAAGGAAGACCCAUCUAUCACACAGCUCACUAAAUUAAUUGAAGGGGAACCUGAGUUCAAAAUAGUCAGGGAAGGGGAGACAAUAACUAAAGUGAUUCAUGGAGAACCAAUUAUUAAAACAUACACCAAAAUCAUUGAUGGGCGACCUGUGGAAGUGACAGAGAAAAAAGUAACAGAAGAAAGAAUUUAUCAAGGUCCUGAAAUAAAAUAUACCAGAAUUACUGCAGGUGGUUCAGAUAAUGAAGAAAAGUUAAAAAAAUUGCUUGAAGAAGAGGUUACCAAGGUGACCAAAUUUAUUGAAGGUGAUGGUCAUUUACCUGAAGAUGAAGAAAUCAAAAGACUUCUGCAGGGAGCUGGAACUGAGUAUACCAAGGUUACUAAAGUAAUUGAGGGAGAGCCACAGAUUAUCGAGAGAGAAAUCAAGAAAGUCCAUCUGGAAGAAGCACCUGUACGGAAAGUACAGCCAACCAGGAGGACACAAG
Molecule: messenger RNA, 2568 nt
Organism: Pterocles gutturalis (yellow-throated sandgrouse)
Lineage: Eukaryota; Metazoa; Chordata; Aves; Pterocliformes; Pteroclidae
Gene: POSTN
Product: periostin, osteoblast specific factor
Exons: 23
Molecular function (GO): protein binding
Source: RefSeq, a predicted model, not a curated record